AUGGAAGACGAGACGGAGAAAGAAAUUAGUUCAGAUAACAAAGAAGCAGAAGCAGCGUUACAGAAAAAGCACUUAUCAAUGCUAGAUCGUCUCUCCAAACGCCAACAAUCCCGUUCAACCAACUCCACCGAACCUUCCACCGAAUCAACUUCCUCCUUCUUCUCCCGCUUCUCCCAACUAAAAUCCUCCAUCGAAUCUCUUCUCGCCGAGUCCCAAUCAAUUGCUUCCGAUCCAUCUCAGCUCAAAUCUCACUUCGACAAAAUCUCCGAAUCAAUCUCCGAUUUGGAAAAACUCGUCGCUCAAAGCUCCUAUUUUCUUCCUUCUUAUGACGUUCGAUCUUCCCUUAAAACUGUUUCCGAUUUGAAACGUAGCCUUGAUAAUCUCAGCUCCGAGCUUAUCCCUAAAAAGAAAUUCUCGUUCAAGAAUAAGGCUAGUAAGAAAGAGCGAGAUUCAGUUGUUCCAGAAUCCAAAACGGUUCGUGAUUCUGUUCAACCGAGCUAUGUGGCGCGUGAUUCUCCAGGGUUUAGGAACAAAAUCGGUGAAGUUUUGGUUGGGGAGUUUAAAGAAUCGGAGAUUGGGGAAUUCACGAUUUCGGAUCUUGAUUCUUGUGAAGUGAGGAUAAUUGGUUGCAUUAGGGCGCUUUUCAUUCAUAGAUUGAAGGACUGUAGGGUUUACGUUGGGCCAGUGACGGGAUCGAUUCUGAUUGAGGAAGCCGAGUGUUGUGUUUUCGCUAUUGCGUCGCAUCAGAUUCGGAUUCAUGGUGCUAGAAAAAGUGAUUUCUACCUUAGGGUUAGGAGCAGGCCUAUAGUUGAGGAUUGUAAUGGUGUGAGAUUCGCGCCAUAUUGUUUGAGUUAUGGGGGGAUUGAAGAAGAUCUUUCCGGUGCUGGUCUUGAUGUGGAGACUGGAAAUUGGGCCAAUGUGGAUGAUUUCCGGUGGCUACGUGCGGUGCAGAGUCCAAACUGGUCGAUUUUGCCGGAGAAUGAGAGGGUUGGGAUUGUUGAUAUAUCUAAUUCGGAAAGUAUGAAGGAGGAAAUUUAA
This is a messenger RNA of Lathyrus sativus (Indian pea), 1038 nucleotides long. NCBI's taxonomy places the organism in Eukaryota, Viridiplantae, Streptophyta, Magnoliopsida, Fabales, Fabaceae. The record is from the annotation of a GenBank genome assembly.